AUGCACCAGGUGGAAGAUCGUCCCUAUACGCUGGAAGAUCGCUUUAGCACAAGCCUGUCGUUGCCUCAUACCGGGGAACUGGCCUAUCACGAACUGAGUGGAGCUAACGGACGGGUACAGGUCCUGCAUAGGGAGCAUGUCGUGGACCCCUUCUUGCCGCUUUCUGCUGCCCCGCCUGCUCACAUCGUUGCCCUUAUCCGUCACAGCAAUCUUGCGGCAGGGUAUCGUGACCUUCAUGUGCAAGCCGGGGAGGAAGAGGCCCAGCCAUCAGAAAUUGGUACUCUUGAAUCCUCUCAAGAAGUACACUCUGGCGGGUCUAGGCUACAGGCGUUUAAGGUCGGCAAUGUGAUAGGUGGUCUGCUCUUCCUCGUGAAGCCGCGUGCCCUCGUGCUGUCCCUGUCGAUCCUUGUUGCCGUUGCGAUGCAAGACCCGGUUACUCGGGAGCCCAUGAAUGAUGCCCAUGAAGGCCGGCCUUGGCGGCUUGUGCGGAACCAUCCCAGCCUUGCCUCUCUGGAAGAGCACUCUACAGUCGGCAGAAGCUGGUCCCUGCUUGAUGCACGGGAAACUCUUGGGAUUGUCUUCGAUGCCCAGGCCGGGCUGCCUGAAUUCCGUUUCUGCAUUUGGAGCCCUGCUGAUUGGAGUUGCUUCUUCCUCCCAGGGUCUUCGGCACCUACCGUCCUGCGGGAACGUCUCUUUGAGGCUAAGGUGGCUCUGGGUCGGCAUGACUGUGUCUUAUGGGAUCCGCUACCCCCUGACCGAGCAAUACAUCUGGUUGCCACCGUCUCAGACCCAGCACUGGUCACGGUUGUGGUGGAUACUGGGCGUGAGUAUCUGUGCUUGGAUGUGUCCAGACAGCGCUUCGGCGUUUCUCUUCUUUCUGCCUUGCAGUUGCUCUGCCCAGAUCGGUGUUUCCGUGUCCCUGAGGAUAUUCGCACACCAGUCCGGAGUGGUGAUGUUAUAAAAGUGUUUGAUGACUCAACGGCCAGUUGCCAGACACCGCAAUUCUUUGUUCCGCGGUUCACGCUUCCGCCUGUGCCUGAUGUUGGGACACAGCUUGUUUAUAUUGCAUCUGUCGACAUGGGUGUUAUCCGUUUAAGGGUUCCGACUGGUGUUGAGACGGGCGAUCUUGAAAGGGCCUUGGUCGUGUGGCUCGGCCGGCAGCGUUGUCUUGGUACUCGCCUGUUGAAGCUUGACCUCGACGUCUCGGUACCUGUCUAUUGUUUGCCACGCCGUGGCAAAAGUACGUUGGCUGUGGGCCUGAUUGACUUAGCUGAUUCUGUUAUGGACACCAUUGUCCAUGUGGUCGAUUCAACGGGACUUGCAGAUCUGGAUUGCGAAGUACUCCGAGAACCUUGGCGGCCCGGUUCACUCUUUUGGAAUGACAUUCUUGCGCGUGGACCGGUUUGUGUUUCCUGCUGGCAGGCCUCCACAGGCCUGGCUGGUGGAGGCGCACCGAUCGGUGUUGUCACUUUAGGCAUCGACAUCUGCCGUGCUUUGGGUGCCGGCUGGCGUCCACCGGUAGCUAGUUCUGUGCCUGAGUACGAUCUUGUUAUCGCUGCUGAGCAUCUCGGUAUUCACUGGCGUCCGGAUAGCACGGCCCUCACCAGGCAUGCCACCACUCAGACCUCUGCCGCCUUUUGGCCAAUGCAAGCCUCACCGUUGUUCUCCUCUGCAAUGCCGGUGCCACGCAAAGCUGAUGGUCAGGUGCACAAUCCCGUGUGUUGCGGGCAGACAUAUUUGGGCCCUCCGUCUCGGGACCAGUUAUCCACGGAGCCCAUCAAUUUUGGAUGUGGCCUGAUGAUGUUAGCCCAGGCAGAGGCGCAGCCAUCCUCGGGUCAUAGACAACUGAGCCGCUGGUGGUCUCCUGUGCUAUUCCUUUUGCUCGCUGGUCAUGAUGCUUGCUCUACUGGCGUCGGUGUUUUCCUGUUCCUCCCGUUGGCCUGGGCCGUUAGUGAUGCCGGCUCCUCAGAUACGCCAUCGGUGCUGCACAGCUCUAGUGCGUCUGAGGGUCUCACCGCUAUGGAAAACUCGACUCUCAGCUGUCCCGUGGCCUGGUGUCAUGAGCUUUCGUGCCAGAGUACCCACUUCACUGUCAAUCCAGAGUCCUUGGCUGCUUACUUUGCCUCCCACUCCCCUCAGGAGUUGGUACGCGUGCAACUCUGGAACCCGUUCCAAGGGCCCUCCCUCUUUGACUUCCUGCGCGCCGAUCCGGCUGCUGUGCUUCACGCGAAGCUUCUGGCUGCUGGACACGACCCCCUACGACGCGUCCUCUAUGUUGCAUUUGACACGCAAAGCACUGUAGUUGACAUUAUCUCGGUCCCACCUGCCAGCGGUAGAUGGUGGAUUGUGCGCGAUGGCAUCUCACGUGAGCUGCUACGCCCGGUGACUACCUGGGUGGAAGAAAAUCGCCGCGCGGUUGUCACACUCAACUCACAUGGGCAGGCUACCAGCCUGACCUCCACGCCAGAGGUAGCGUCACUGUACAAUUUGCCACAAGGGGCCCGCGGUGUGACUGCCGCCCCGCUCACUAAAGUGUAUGGGGGCAUUCCCGCGUGCACUGCCGUUUCUUGGUUUCGCACUCCUUAUUACAACUCCUUGUCACGCCAUGAUGCAAGGUUCUCUGGCGCGGCACAUCGCAACAUCCUCUUGUACGGUCUGGUUGCCUUCUCCCCGUCGUGUGUUCUUGCUGAUGAGUCGGAUGAUGAGGCUCCCGAUGGGCCGACUGAACCGAGUUCGCCAGCUCUGACUGAUUUGCAGGCACCGACACCCACUGGAACUGUUGAGCAUGGCAUCGACCCACGGGUUGGGAUUAUCCAGCGUACAAGCGACUCAUCGCUUGCUCAUACAUCCGCCCCUCUUCGCGGUGAUUACGAACCACUGAUCAGCACAUUUGACCUCUGUGCCAUUCCUCGGCUGCAGCGAACUGUCGCUGCCUGCCUGAGCGACGUGGAUACCGAGUGCCCAGCGAACCCCUUUGUUAUGUCGGAGGCUAUUCCCUCCCCUCAGGCUAGUGUUCAUCUCAUUCCUGCGGCAGCUGACUCAAAUCUGGCAUCUGUGGUCCUGCGCUCCGGCUCCACUCUGCAGGCCCUUUGCUUGACACGUGCUUGGCAGGGUAAUCCGUACCGGCGCAUUGCUCUUCACGGUCGCCAGGGCCGUCUGCGCGAGCCCUACAGUGUCUCCCGGGGUAUUGGGGGCACUGUCACUUUCAGGGACGGCGAUUGUCUGCAUGCCGACAUGGGGCCCUUCGGUCCUCCCCCUCCUACCCCGGCAACUUCGUUAGUCAUUUCCCCUGGCGGGAAACUCACGAGCGUCGCACUCUACGUGGUGUCUGCCGGGAUCGCUGCUGCAGAAUGUCGCUUUUAUGCCCUUGGCGGGGACCUCAAGGUGCCCGCGUUCAUCCGAAUCUGGACGCCGCGCAUCCGCCCCCCUAUUCUUGUCUGCGUCGCUGCUGGGGAAGGCUGGGAUCCGGCAGAGGGGACGUUUUCCGGUGAAUUCCGAACCAGUCACCCUGGACGCUGGGCACCGGUCCGGUGGACCCCGUGCAGGCUGCCGCAUUUUGUACAAGUCUCUGACGAAGAGCAAUGUGCUAAUGUGCUGUUCGAGGAUAGCAGUGGCGUCAUCUGUGUCACCCUUGAUCGGCAGGUCACUCCGUUUGAUAUUAUGCAUGGUACGGCUGACAGCUGCCGGGGUGUGAGGGUGCUUGGUAACUUUCAUAUUGGCGCUCAUGCCCCUCUUGAACUUCGUGACGGUGAUGUGGUUGUUACUGGCCCCCUGGCACAGGUGGAGGACGCGGCUUGGCCAGAUUUGCGAAGUGCGGCUGCUAUACGCUUGCCUAGCUGGCCGCUGCUAUGGAUCCCAUGCCUAGGAGCAGCUGUGUCCCGAGUCGGCUGCAUGGUAAGUGUGCUCGCCACGAGUGUUCUCGCGACAUCCCGCUCCGGAGCUCCGCAUCUUCAUGGACGCUCCCGUUCGCCGCACAGGGAAGACACUUCUCGUUGUCCGAGUCCCCGUAUCGGUUAUUGGCGGCCUGAGCGCCGGCACCAAAUGAGCCUGGUUGCCACUCGCAGCGAGUGCCACCUACAGGUCUUGUGUCCCUUCCGCGGCUGGGGUCCCCCGGUGCCAUACACCCGUACCAUGGAGUCACAGCAGAUCAUGCGGGUUGUUCACCGCGACUCGGGUAACUGGGCCGUGGGCAUUCUACCUCUUGGAGGUAGUCAUGUCGAACACUUUACGGUGAUCCUGCCACUCCCUCCGGCCCCUCUUGUAGCUGUGCUCUUACACACUGCCGGCACCAGCCGGGCUGUCCUGUUGCCUUCCUGCAUUACUUUGCGCCAAAUAUCGGACUAUUUCGUGUCGCUUACUGGGGCGCCUGGCAUGCGCGCCCUUGUGCCGCCAGCACUUAAGCGCAUCGGUGGGUAUGAAGACGAAACUGUUCGUCUGCGACACGGGGAUACCUUUGAGCUUGAAGCAGGUUGGGUGUCAGUUUGGAGCACUGAUGGGGAUGGCAAUAGCUGUCACUCACGGCACUGGAUCCCUGACGGAGCUUUAUGGUCGCCUCGGCCCCUGGCUGAGGGGCGAUGGGUGCCGGCUGCUUACCUUCCCGAGCAUCAUGUCAGCUUCGUUGAGCAGCCGGAGCCGCAGGCUGUGCAUGUCCUGCUCUCACAGCCGUAUGACUCCACUGCCACGGUUUGCCGGCGGCUGAUGUUGGACCCCUCGGCCGAGCGCACCGCCCUGAAUCGAGUUUCUGAUGAUUGGCAGCUCCGACCGGAUUUGCAGGCGAGAGUGGUUGUAACUUGGCCGCGGAAUGGUGACAUUAUGGUCCCCCGUAUACUCCGCCGCGCCUUCCAUUAUAGCCUGCUCUCUGCAAAUGUUGCCGGUCUCAUGCGGCGUCCCUGUUGGGCGCUUCUCGGUCUUGUGGGAAUGAUCUCCAUCACUGAGGGCGCUGCUGUUCCCUCCAUGCCCGAUACAGUCGGGCAAGACGCACAAGGGGAGAGAUAUGGUGUUGACCCCUACUAUGUUAUUGCCCUCGCUGCCUUGGGUACUCGACACCUGCCUGGGUACCUGGCCGCGCUGCCGGCUGUUAGCGCCAUGGUUGUACCGCCGGCCGAGCAACAGCAACUACCACCUGUGCCCAUUGGUAAACACCCUUGGCGUGUUCCACAGCAAUCGCGUGUAUGUGGCGACUCUGUCGCGCAAUGCACUCGUGCUAGGCUUCUUUCCCCCUUUUGUGGAGAAGGUGACGAGGUCGAGGUUUCGCCAGACACCCCUGUCGAGGAUCUGCGCAUUUCCCUUUCCAGUACGGAGCCGUACUGGUACGGGGAGCUUAUGCCGGUAUGGCCGGCAAUUUGGCCGUAUACAGCGGUUUAUAUGCCCAUACCUUCUGGUGGCGAUUUGGUGUGCGUUGCUGCAGUCUCGCCGGGCUGGCAGCUGGCUGUCCUUAUCCCGCGGCGCACUGAUUUGGAAUGGCUCCUUGCCUAUCUUCGCCGCAUGACGCCAGUUCCUGUUCUCUCCGUUCACCCCCCCGUUGCCGCUAGACCAAAGGAUGACCCUGCACGUGGCGCAAUAGAUUGGCGGACGGGGGAUGUCAUAUUAGCCUUCCAGUGUGGCACGGCUGCGACUCACGAGCUGCCGACGUUCUUCUCGCCGGAGCAUGUGCGUUACGCUGCAAUCUGGAGCCAUGAUUUUGUGGUGCACUGUGAGCUGCCGCUCCUUGUUUGGCGGGUUGGGAGGCCUCCCUCUGCAACUGUUAUGCCACCGCCUGCUCGCUGGGUGUCCUCCGAGCAGACCUUUACAGGCGAGCCUGCCCUUUCGCGGUGGCUGGAGUCUGGCUACCUCUUCUGGGCCAGCCUGCCCUGA
Symbiodinium necroappetens is the source of this 5853-nucleotide messenger RNA. The record is from the annotation of a GenBank genome assembly. NCBI's taxonomy places the organism in Eukaryota, Dinophyceae, Suessiales, Symbiodiniaceae.